GCUUUUAAGUAUUGUAGUGGAAGCCUUUUCUUUUGCUGCAAACUUGGUAGUAAGUAGUAGUAGUUGAAGUUGAGAGAAAAAAAAGAGAGAAUGGAGAAGCUUUCAGGGUUAGGCCAUCUCUUCAUGACCAUCUUUCUCAACCAUUUCUCUUCUUUCAUGGUGAUUCCGGCCAUUACCGACGUUACGAUGGCCGCAGUUUGCCCCGGACAAGACGAGUGCUCCCUCGCUAUCUACCUAUCCGGGUUUCAACAAGCGAUUAUUGGGGUAGGAACGCUUGUGAUGAUGCCUUUGGUAGGUAAUCUCUCGGACAAGUAUGGGAGGAAAGCUCUGCUUACUGUCCCUUUGACUUUCACUAUAAUUCCUUUAGCCAUAUUGGCAUACAGCAGGAGCAGAAGCUUCUUCUAUGCAUAUUAUGUGCUCAAGAUUCUGACUGCAAUGUUUUGUGAAGGAAGCGUUCAUUGCCUUGCUCUUGCUUAUGUGGCAGACAAUGUGUCGGUGGAGCGCAGAGCAUCUGCAUUCGGGAUCUUGUCAGGGAUUGGCUCCAGCGCCUUCGUGUGUGGCACAUUAUCCACUCGUUUCCUCUCAACCGCCUCCACUUUUCAGGUUUCAGUGGCGGUGGCGAUUGUUGCAGCAGUGUACAUGAGAGUUUUUCUUCGUGAUUCGAUCGUGGAGGAUGAUAUUUCUGCCCCAUUAAUGUCGGAGAAAAAGGGGGAAGUUCAUGAUGCCUGCUCAGAUAGAAAAUCACCUAAAAAGGAUUUGGAAGUAUUUAAAACGAUGCCUUCUCUGGAGGAUACGAUCUGCUUGUUGAAGACGAGCGUGACAUUUUCUCAAGCCGCGAUGGUUAUGUUUUUUAGCAAUCUCGCUGAUGUAGGGCUUCAUGCUUCACUGAUGUACUAUUUAAAGGCUCGGUUUCACUUCAACAAGGAUCAGUUUGCUGACUUAAUGGUGAUAUCUGGAAUUGCAGGGACCAUUUCACAGUUGCUUGUCAUGCCUAUGUUGGCUCCCAGUUUAGGAGAGGAGAGGUUGCUUUCAAUAGGGCUCUUUUUUAACUGUGUACAUAUGUUACUUUAUGGGAUUGGAUGGUCCUCAUGGGUCUCUUAUGCUGCUGCUAUGUUCUCCAUUUUUUUUGUUUUCUCACAACCAUGUAUACGGAGUAUUGUAUCCAAGCAAGUUGGGCCUUGCGAUCAGGGGAAAGCUCAAGGAUGCAUCUCUGGCAUAGGUUCCUUUGCUAAUGUUGUUUCGCCUUUAGUAUUUUCUCCUUUAACAGCUUUGUUCCUAUCUGAGAGGGCACCAUUCAAUUUCCCUGGUUUCAGUCUUAUGUGCUCUGGCUUUGUUUCGAUGGUGGCCUUCAUUCAGUCUAUGAUGAUAAGGGCGGCACCUCCUAUUUCAAAUCACAACAAAAGCAACACUUGCAACUAUGUGGAUGCCUAGUCUUAGCAAAGCUAAUGCUCAAACCAAAGUCACUACCUCUUAGGCUUCCAAUAUGCCCUAUGAAGUUUUAGAUGGCCAUAUCCUGUUAGCUUCAAACCAAUUGGUUGCCACUUGGAUACCAGAGGGUUUUCUAUUUGUCGGACUUAUUUUUCCCCGGAAAAAACACCAGAUGCGGGAUCCUGUCUGCAAGUGCAUCAGUGAUGACAAUCUCUGCUCGUGUAAGCUAUAAAUAGAUUUUGCCUAUAGAUUUUGCAUUGUAGUUUAUUAAUUAUUCGUUAAUGAAGAAUUAGACGUGCUUCCGUCCA
Tripterygium wilfordii is the source of this 1736-nucleotide messenger RNA. Its product is annotated as hippocampus abundant transcript-like protein 1. Gene Ontology annotation, molecular function: transmembrane transporter activity. The transcript is spliced from 14 exons. The record is from RefSeq and is a predicted model, not a curated record. Gene Ontology annotation, biological process: transmembrane transport. Lineage: Eukaryota; Viridiplantae; Streptophyta; Magnoliopsida; Celastrales; Celastraceae. The coding region runs from base 91 to 1431 and encodes 446 amino acids.